AUGGGCGGGAAAUGGGGCGCGAUCUCGAAGCUGCACGCGUUUCCCAAAGCCGAGGACCACCUCACGCAGAAGACGCUGUCGGGCGCCAUCGUGACUCUCCUGGGAGUGGCGAUCAUGGUGGUGCUGUUUGCACACGAGCUCUCCUUUGUGCUGACGCCUGAGGUGCAUGAGGAGAUGGCAGUGGACAAGACGCCAAGGGAUGAGAAGCUAGACGUGUAUCUCAACAUCUCCUUCCCCUCGCUGCCCUGCAAUGUGAUCAGUCUCGAUGCUCUGGACAUGUCGGGCAACCAUGAGGUGGACAUCGCAACCAACAUGUACAAGAUCCGUCUGGACCGCCAUGGUCAGUUGGCAGACUCACGCUGGCUCAAGGACCCCACAGGGGCGUGGCGGCAAAGCAAGAGCAAGAAGCGCAAAGGUUUGCAAUCGCUCAAGGACCCCAUGGAGGCAGAGCGAGGCCAAGAAGCGCCACGUUGGGAGCUGGGGCUGCUGCGGUGCGGACGUGUGGCACACGCGGCAGGGGGACAGAAGGGGAAGGCGGGGGAGGAGGGUGAAGAGGAGGAGGAGGAGGGGGACGAGGUGGUGGGGCUGGAGCAGAUGGUGCUGGACGUGCAGAAGGCCAUGGCUGCUGGGGAAGGGUGCCAGCUGUACGGCCAUCUGUCAGUGGAGAGGGUGGCGGGCAACUUCCAUGUAUCGGUGCACGGCCAGUCUUACCUCGUGCUGCAGCAGGUGUUCUCAUCAGUGGGCGAUGUGAACGUGUCUCACGUCAUCCACUCCCUCGGUUUCGGAGUGCCCUAUCCCGGCCGCCUCAACCCUCUGGACGGAUUUGUCCGCAUCCUGCCGCCCCUCAAGGAAGGGGAGGACCCUGCCAGAUCCAGUGGCACUUUCAAGUACUUCCUCAAGGUGGUGCCGACGCGCUUCCGCUUCUGGCACGGGGGGACAGUGAAGACGAACCAGUACUCCAUCAGUGAAUACUUCACUCCCUCCUCGCCACAGUCCAACGCCCUGCCAGCGGUCUACUUCCUGUAUGACCUCUCGCCCAUAGCAGUGAGCAUCACGGAGUCGCAUCGCAGCUUCUUCCACUUCCUCACUCGCCUCUGCGCUGUCCUGGGCGGCACCUUCGCCCUCACAGGCAUGUUAGAUCGCUGGGUGUACAGCCUGCUGCAGCUCAUCAACCGCCCUCGCCAUGCCUAUGGGAAAGCUACUCGCCUGCACUAG
This is a messenger RNA of Closterium sp. NIES-65, 1215 nucleotides long. The record is from the annotation of a GenBank genome assembly. Lineage: Eukaryota; Viridiplantae; Streptophyta; Zygnematophyceae; Desmidiales; Closteriaceae.